Knipowitschia caucasica is the source of this 2058-nucleotide messenger RNA. The record is from the annotation of a GenBank genome assembly. Lineage: Eukaryota; Metazoa; Chordata; Actinopteri; Gobiiformes; Gobiidae.
AUGUCGAGCGGCAACAUCAACCUUCCCCCGGUGCGACAUUUGCCACACUGGACCAGAGUGGGCAGUCUGGGCAGACCGCAUCCUCCACCGGGGAACAGGCUGCGCACCGUCCCCGCAGAGGACAGGGCAGACCGGGGGCUGGUGGUGAAGACAAGGGACUCGCUCGGAGCACCGGAGAAGUCCAGCCUGCACAGCGAGCCGGACCCCCGCGUCGCGUCUCUGCAGAGAAACGUCCAGUUCCUCCAGCAGCAGCACCAGGACACUCUGGGGAAGCUGCACCAAGAGAUCGACCUCCUCAGGCGGGAGAACAAAGAGCUGCAGUAUAAGAUGAUAAUGGAGUCGCCCACGGUCAGUCGAAAAGGAUUACCCACGAGUCGUCGUGGAUUCAGACCGCCCACUCAGGGAAGUGAGGCUCGCACUGGACUGUACCUGGAGGAGAAGCUGCAGGACACACGGCCACUGCACGAACAAGUGUCCAGAAGCCUGGCCGAGCCCACAGAGGCAGCAGGCGCGAUCAGUAAAGCCCACGGCCCGGAGCUGAAAGGAGGCCUCAUCACCUCACUGCAGCCUCUGCGAAUCCACAGCAGCCCCUCACACCCGCCGCGACCCCCCACCCUCCACGAGUGUGAAGUCAUCAUCCGCCAGCUCUACAACGCCAACAACAUACAGUCUCAGGAACUUUUACGUGUAAAAGCUUUGCUGAGAGAUAUUGUUUUCAGUAAGAAAAUCACUCCAGAAAACUACAUUCUUACCAAAACAUACCUUGCAGAUGGAACCAGGAAGUUUUCUGAAGCUGAGAAGUUGCCAAAGCUCGGUCUUCAGACAUUUCCAGAAAAAACCUCUGAAACGCCUCAGUCGGCAGUGAUCUUGCCUGCUCUCAAACAGUCAUUCAGCACCUCCAUUGCAGACAGACAGAGGAGAACUCGCGUCAGUGACGUCAGUGACGUACAGACAGAAAGAAAGCGGGACCUGCCCUCCCGUCGCCAUUUUUCUGUCUCGUACUCGCACUUUUGGAGGCUAGUGCUGGCGGAGAUCAGUCAUACUCUACCUGGGAAACUAGAGCUGGUGAAGACAUCAUUUUUGUGUGAAGACGUGGUGCGGGCCGCCAUUUUUGCCGUGCUGCCUCAAAAGUCUGCUCUGACUCUGGGAGGAGGAUUGGACAUUGUGUCUCCUAAAGAUGUCCUCUGCAUAAACACCCUACGAACAGAGGCACAGAACCGAUUACAGGGGCAGAAGCAUGGCAUGUUUCUGGUCAGAGACUCUUCGACCUGCCACGGUGACUAUGUGCUCUCUGUGUCGGAGAACUGUAAAGUCUCUCACUACAUUAUCAACUCACUCUCCAGUAAAAGAUUCAAAAUAGGCGAUCAAGAGUUUGAAAACCUCGCAGCUCUACUUGAAUUCUACAAAAUUCACUUUCUGGACACGACCACAUUGAUAGAGCCAGCUCCAAGGUAUCCAAACACGGUUACAGGACCUAUCCAGUCAAUUGGUGGAACAGAGGACAACUUGGAGUAUGUGCGGACUCUAUAUGACUUCACUGGUAGUGAUGCAGAAGAUCUUCCAUUCAAAAGGGGUGAAAUAUUGGUCAUUCUGGAAAAGCCAGAGGAGCAGUGGUGGAGUGCUCGGAACAAAGAUGGCCGUGCUGGCAUGAUACCUGUGCCAUACGUAGAGAAAGUGGUACGACCUGCCACCCUCUCUGGCCAGCCUUCACAUUGCUCACGCAACUCCAACAGUUAUGGAAUUCCUGAGCCCUCCAACUCCCUGGUCCAUGCUUAUGCUCAGCCCCAGACGCCAUCACCUCUACCAGGCACACCUGGGCCAGUCAUCACCCCUCUCCCAUCCCUGCAGAACGGCCCCGUCAUGGCCAAAGCCAUUCAGAAACGAGUGCCCUGUGCCUAUGAUAAAACGGCACUCGCUUUAGAGGUGGGCGACAUCGUGAAGGUGACUCGGAUGAACAUCAAUGGUCAGUGGGAGGGGGAGGUGAACGGACGGCGGGGGCUCUUUCCUUUCACCCACGUCAAAAUCCUGGACCCACAGAACCCGGACGAGAGUGACUGA